GAAAUUAUAUAAGGAACAAGAAGAGGAGAAGCAGGUAAAGGAGCCGUGUUCAUGACCUUACCUGAUCUUUCUUUCUCACGCACCAAAUAUACGAACAAUCCCAAAAUCACUUCGAUGCAACAUCCCAAUUCUAGAGUCCCAACUCGCAAGAUUUGUGUCUCGCAAUUUCUAGGGUUCUUCGUAUCUGUUUAAUUUAUUCCGAUACUGAAAAAAAGGAAAAUUCAAUUCGAUACCUUAUAGAUCAGAAUUAGGGUUUCUGUUGCUCGCUGAGUGAAAGAGAAAGAGAAAGAGAAUGCCACAGAGGCACUCGAAGAACAAUAACGACCUAGCCUUCUUCACGUAUGACGAGAAGCGGAAGCUAGGGUACGGAACCCAGAGAGAGAGGCUUGGCAAGGACUCUAUCAAGCCCUUCGAUGCCUGCAGCCUAUGUUUGAAGCCUUUCAUCGACCCCUUGUGUUGCCAGAAGGGCCAUGUCUUCUGCAAGGAAUGCAUCCUUGAGUGCUUGCUUUCUCAGAAAAAAGACAUUCAAAGGAAGGUAGCUGCACAUGCUGCUCAGGAGAAGCAAGAAAAGGAAGAGGAAGAUGAGAAGAUAAUGCUGCAGAAAGCUAGAGAGCUUGAGGCAUUUGAUCAACAAAACCAUGGUGCAGUACCACAAUAUAAUGAUAGAAACUACAGCCGAGAUAAGAAUGGUUUCCAUGGGGCUAAUAGUGUCAAGGUCACGUCGUACGAGGAAGAAGCACUUCGAACAAUGAAAGCAUUUUGGCUGCCCUCUGCUACACCAGAUGCUCCUGUUAAAGUGGAUGUCCCCUCCACCAGUACUGUCUGUCCUGAAGGCAAGGAGAAGCUGAAGCUAAAGACUCUUUUCCCCAUCAUUUUCACAGAAGACAAUAGCGAUGGGAAGAAAUCUUCAUCUCUGGACAGAACUUUUAUCUGUCCUAGCUGCAAGGUCACUCUGACUAACACACUGUCACUUGUGGCCCUCAACACAUGUGGACAUGUCUUUUGUAAGAAGUGUGCUGAAAAGUUUAUGGUGGUUGAUAAGGUUUGUCUUGUUUGCAACAAGGGGUGUAAAGAGAGGAAUUUGGUGAAGUUGGAAAAAGGAGGAACAGGCUUUGCCGGCCAUGGAGAUCAUCUUGAAGCAAGGGACUUCAAGCAUUUGGGGAGUGGUAGUGGUUUGGGACUGGUUAGGCCUGCAACAAAGACUUGAGCUUCAAGUUUCCUUUUUUGGGUUAUUAUGUACCCAUUACAUUUACCUGAAUAGAAGAAAUGAUAGCUCUUUCUUUUUUGGUGUUCUUUCAAAUGCUUCUUGUAUCGUGUUUUCACUACUGCCCUCUAAGUUAACUCAAUCAGGAAUGUUUCUGUAAGAUAGCUAUAUUGGUCAUUAUGCAUCCUUAAUUUUAUGUUGA
Messenger RNA from Ziziphus jujuba (common jujube), 1406 nucleotides. RefSeq names its product E3 ubiquitin-protein ligase CSU1. NCBI's taxonomy places the organism in Eukaryota, Viridiplantae, Streptophyta, Magnoliopsida, Rosales, Rhamnaceae. The record is from RefSeq and is a predicted model, not a curated record. The transcript has 2 exons. The coding region runs from base 293 to 1207 and encodes 304 amino acids. Gene Ontology annotation, molecular function: ubiquitin protein ligase activity. Gene Ontology annotation, cellular component: nucleus.